AUGUCUUCUGAUCAGCCGCAUCCAGUCGUAACGUCGCUGCGAGACCUGACGAUUAUUGAAGCGUGGGAUACGAAAACAAAUUCGCCAAAAUAUGUCACUUUUUACUACAUCACCCAGGAUGAACGUGUCUACUUUGGUCAGUCGUCGAAAAACAAACGGGACAUAACUCUCGACGAGUUCAGCGCAGCUCUAGAACCUGUCCGAGACGACGAGCUUUAUCCAGAGGUUCCCACAACUAUUUCAUUGACAAUUGCACCUGCAGAAUUGGAUGAUCAUACAGCAUUCGUCAAACGCCCAGGACUGGUCUUCUACGAAGAGAUGAAAGGCACCAGCUACAUUCCGAACAAUCUUCUCGACGAGACUAUCAUUAUGGAGACAAUCUCCCACUCGCCUCACCCAAAUAUUGUCAAGUACUACGGUUGCCGUGUACAGCGCGGCAGGAUCACAGCAAUACUUCUCGAAAAGCUACAGUGGACCUUAACCCAGUAUGUCUCUACGCCUGGCUUCCAUCAGGUGGACAAGAUUCAGUUUGCGGCAGAGCUCCAGUCAGCUGUGGACUUUCUGCAUUCUUUGGGAUUGGCUCAUAAUGACAUUUCUCCCGACAACAUCAUGAUUAAAGACGGACUACCGAUCUUGAUCGAUUUUGGCUCCUGUCAACCGUUUGGGAGAAAUCUGCAGUCACUUGGUACGCCAGGGUGGUGCAAAGAGACGUUCUUCACCUCAGAAAAGGAGCAUGAUGCUUAUUCAAUGGACAAACUACGAACCUGGCUUCAAGAGUCGAAGUGA
Molecule: messenger RNA, 786 nt
Organism: Glarea lozoyensis ATCC 20868
Lineage: Eukaryota; Fungi; Ascomycota; Leotiomycetes; Helotiales; Helotiaceae
Product: Protein kinase-like (PK-like)
Exons: 1
Coding region: 1-786 (261 amino acids)
Biological process (GO): protein phosphorylation; mitotic DNA damage checkpoint signaling
Cellular component (GO): cytoplasm; nucleus
Molecular function (GO): protein serine/threonine kinase activity; ATP binding
Source: RefSeq, a predicted model, not a curated record